GUAGACAGAGAAGACCGAUUUAACCCGUCUAUGACAUUUGACAAUGACAGAUAACCUAAGAGUAAUAUAAAAUUACAGUAUUUACAGUGUUUGGAGGUGAAUGACAAGUUGAAAGAUAAACCAUGGCUACAAACUAUGCACAGUAUUCUCAAUUAAUAAAAGCUUCGACGAACUACGCACGACGUAUGCAGCGCCUAUCUAAUAGAAUCUUCGGUGAGGUAGCAAUUCCCACAAAUUCCAAAUCCAUGAAAGUGGUUAAGAUGUUUUCUGAGCGGCCGCUGCACACCAACGAGGAAAUCAUUCACUAUUAUCCUCGACAUGUCGAGACACAUAGCUUGAUGCUUAAACUAAGGGAAUAUGGGUUAUUCAGAGAUGAACACCAAGACUUUAAGGACGAAAUGAAAAGGUUGCGGGAACUCAGGGGCAAAGUUAAAGUGUGGAGGAGAAAGUUAGACCAAAAGUCCGAAUAAUUGUGGAACAAACAAUUGAACUGUAGUUUUACUAGAAAGUGUGCUAAAGUGGAGCUACGCUUGAACUGUACAGUUUAAUUGUUACGAGUGUAGCAUGUAUUAAUCAAUCAAGUUGAUGCUUGUAGAGCAUUUCAGAACUUGUUUAAUAAAUUGACCUAUUUAUUAGUCUUUAUUUUGGUUUAGAUGUUUUGUUAAUAAAAUAAAAUCUCCAUCAUA
This is a messenger RNA of Spodoptera frugiperda (fall armyworm), 686 nucleotides long. It is a transcript of the gene mRpS33, whose product is annotated as 28S ribosomal protein S33, mitochondrial. Lineage: Eukaryota; Metazoa; Arthropoda; Insecta; Lepidoptera; Noctuidae. Gene Ontology annotation, cellular component: mitochondrion. The transcript is spliced from 2 exons. The record is from RefSeq and is a predicted model, not a curated record. Bases 123 to 470 code for a protein of 115 amino acids.